This is a messenger RNA of Oncorhynchus gorbuscha (pink salmon), 4808 nucleotides long. Its product is annotated as sodium- and chloride-dependent taurine transporter-like. Gene Ontology annotation, biological process: sodium ion transmembrane transport; neurotransmitter transport; taurine transmembrane transport. Gene Ontology annotation, cellular component: plasma membrane. The coding region runs from base 805 to 2736 and encodes 643 amino acids. NCBI's taxonomy places the organism in Eukaryota, Metazoa, Chordata, Actinopteri, Salmoniformes, Salmonidae. The transcript has 14 exons. Gene Ontology annotation, molecular function: taurine:sodium symporter activity. The record is from RefSeq and is a predicted model, not a curated record.
UGAAAUAUACAUGUUGUUCUUUGAUGUUUUCAGAUAUAAAAAUAAGUGUCCUCGUGGGAAUCUCUCUCCCUGCUUGAUAAUGUUUUAUUUGAAGUGAUGCUAAUAAUUGCUGUGUGUUUAAAACCUAAUUAUGCGGUGCGUGUGUCUGUGAGCGCACAUGAUGUGUAGGCUAAAAACACCAUAGCUUGGACAUCAACCCAAGAGUGCCUUAUAUUGCUUUUGGACGUCAAACUAUUACAUUAAAGCCAAUGUUUUUAGGUAUAUUUGAUUUGUCAUAAAAUUAUGACAAAAUGCUACAUUAAAGUAUAGGGAUAUUUUGGUUGCCAUUGCCUUUGUGAGUGCGCUUCCGCGUUUAAAAUACUAUAAAUUAAUAGGAAAUAUUUCCUACACUAUAGCAUUGCUUUUUUAUAAUGCGAUGCAUUCUAAGAGGUCAACUUUUGGGGUUUGGGUGGAUGUAUUGCCUUCAAGCCUUGGCACUCCUUUACGAUGUUACUGUCUGUCUCUCCCACGUGUGCCUUCUUAAUCUAACCUCGUCUAUAUUCGAUGGAUUGGUUUUGUCAAAGUGGAAUGAUGAUGAGGACUGUUAUUUGAAAGACGAUGCUGUUCGUGAAUUAGUUGUGACGGUUUAAGAUGGUUUUAAUACCCAUGAACAGGUUGUAUAUUUUAACCCACUUAUUUUGUCUUUACUCUGCCCGACAGAGUCGCAACUCCCGACAGAGAAACAGGCAUUGAUUGAGAUUGAGGCGUGUCCUUUUUGGUACCAUAUUUUUUAGGAACAACAAUGUUGUAGUUUGCCAUCCGUUGAUGAAAAUGGAUCGACUCUCGCCCUCCACUGGCUUUUGUUCGACUUUAAAGAGCAUGGCACAGAAAGAGAAACUCCAAUGUCUGAAGGAUUUCCACAAGGACACGCUGAAGCCUUCGCCAGGGAAGAGCCCGGGCACGCGGCCGGAGGACGAGGCUGAGGGCAAGCCCAUCCAGAGGGAGAAGUGGGCCAGCAAGCUAGACUUUAUCUUGUCCGUGGCCGGAGGCUUUGUUGGUUUAGGGAACGUGUGGCGCUUCCCGUACCUCUGCUAUAAGAAUGGUGGAGGUGCGUUUCUCAUCCCCUACACCAUCUUCCUGUUUGGUGGAGGCCUGCCGGUGUUCUUCCUGGAGGUGGCUCUGGGCCAGUAUACCUCUGAGGGAGGCAUCACCUGCUGGGAAAAACUCUGCCCCAUCUUUACUGGUAUUGGCUAUGCCUCUAUCGUGAUCGUCUCUCUCCUGAACAUCUACUACAUAGUGAUUCUAGCCUGGGGACUCUACUACCUAUUCCAGUGCUUUCAACCGGAGCUGCCCUGGGCCAAAUGCAAUCAGCCGUGGAACACAGACCGGUGUGUGGAGGACACAGUCCGCAAGAACAAGACCUUGAUGCUGGCUGCCAAUAUCACCAACUUCACCUCCCCCGUUACUGAGUUCUGGGAACGCAAUGUGCUGAGCAUCUCCUCUGGAAUUGAUGACAUCGGGCCACUGAAGUGGGACCUAGCCCUGUGUCUCCUGGCAGUGUGGAUUGUCUGCUUCUUCUGCAUUUGGAAGGGAGUCAAGUCCACUGGGAAGGUGGUGUAUAUCACAGCAACUUUCCCUUUCGUCAUGCUUAUUGUGCUGCUGGUGCGUGGAGUGACUCUGCCAGGGGCGUCUGAAGGGAUCAAAUUCUAUCUCUACCCCAACCUGACCCGCCUACAGGACCCAGAGGUGUGGAUCGACGCAGGAACCCAGAUAUUCUUCUCCUACGCCAUCUGUCUGGGGGCUAUGACAUCACUAGGGAGCUACAACAAGUACAAAUACAACUGCUACAGGGACUGUUUGCUGCUGGGAGGCCUGAACAGCGGUACCAGUUUUGUGUCUGGCUUCGCAAUAUUUUCCGUCCUGGGCUUCAUGGCACAAGAGCAAGGGGUGGACAUUGCCGAUGUGGCAGAGUCAGGUCCUGGCCUGGCCUUCAUUGCCUACCCUAAGGCUGUGUCCAUGAUGCCCUAUCCCACGUUCUGGGCCAUCCUAUUCUUCAUCAUGCUUCUGCUACUGGGCCUCGACAGUCAGUUUGUGGAGGUGGAAGGACAGAUCACCUCCCUGGUCGAUCUGUAUCCAGCCGCCCUAAGGACGGGUUACCGCCGCGAGAUCUUUAUAGCUGUAAUGUGCUGUAUAAGCUAUCUUUUGGGACUUACCAUGGUAACGAAGGGUGGCAUGUAUGUGUUUCAGCUCUUUGACUACUAUGCAGCCAGUGGUGUGUGCCUUUUGUGGGUUGCAUUCUUUGAAUGUAUUGCAGUAGCCUGGGUAUAUGGCGCUGAUAAUUUCUAUGAUGCAAUUGAAGACAUGAUUGGCUACCGACCAAACCCGUGGAUGAAAUGGAGCUGGACCUUUAUCACUCCCGUCCUCUGUGCGGGUUGUUUUAUCUUCUCAUUGGUGAAGUACAAGCCACUGACCUAUAACAAGGUGUAUGAGUACCCAGACUGGUCCAUCGGCCUGGGCUGGUCUCUGGCCCUUGCCUCCAUGAUCUGCAUCCCCAUGGUAAUGGUCAUCAAGAUCCUCCAGUCCGAUGGCCCGCUCAUCGAGAGGAUUAAGGCAGUGGCGGCCCCAGUAAAGGGAGGUGCGAGUUCUCGCCCCAAAGAGUACAGCAUGAAGGGCAGCGAGCUGACCCAGCCUCUGGACCCCAAUGGGAACAACGGCCUGAUCAAUCCCACCCACACCAUUGUAGAAACAAUGAUGUGAGCACUCUCUGUGAGAGGACAUGCUGAUUACAUUUACAUUUACAUUUAAGUCAUUUAGCAGACGCUCUUAUCCAGAGCGACUUACAAAUUGACGUGCUUUCUAUGUUUUUAUCAUAUAUUUGCUAACUUUGAUAGUGGUAGAACCAGGUUUACAUUGUUCUAUAUAUCCGCACUAGGAAUAUUCUGGUUUGGUUUCUAUGACGAUGACGAUGAUGAUGAUGAUGAUGAUGAUGAUGAUGAUGAUGAUGAUGAUGAUGAAGAGAGCUACAUUAUAUAUAUUGUCAUUGAGUUGUUGUAGUUUUUUCUCUGUAUUUUUUUAAAUGUUGUUGUUACCGUUGUUGUCAACGUUGUUGUUGUUGCUGUAGUGGGUGGUGAUCUCAGUUCAGGCAAUAUUUUGAGAUAGAACAUGUUGUUCUAUGUUAAUUAACUUUCUGUUGAUUGUUGAGAAUUGAGAAGGUAUUUGUUCGGAAAUACUAGAAAAAAAGUAAUUUUCACUUAUCACAAAUAGAGUAAACUAAACGUGUAACAUGUUAGGUAGCAAACUAUUAAGAUAAUUUCCUCACAUUAUUGUGGCAGUAUCCUUGUCUGAGGCCAUUUUUUAUCUGUUGUCGUUGUUGUUUGUUUUGAGACUCAACUGAAAAUGUUUUAGUUGCGCUAGUGGACGCCAGCCAGUCACAUCUGCUAGUAGAGUAGACAUCCACACCACCUGAAUGUAUAGUGACAACAUGCAGUGUAAAUAUAGAAGUUCAUACGUCCUUAAGGUUAACUAUGGCCAUGCCCAAAUACUGUACAAAAUGUUCCCGGAAGGAUCACAUGUCCUUAGGAGGGAGGCAGGAAAGGAGGUGGGGAAAAUAAGGAGGAAGUGAAGGAUAAAAGGGAAGAAGCAUUUGAAGAGUAUUUGUACAUUGCCUAAAGUCUGCCCCAGUGCAUUUAUUGAAACCUCUCUUUGCACUUUAUACGUUGAGUUUCACCUUUAUUGUAGUGAUCUCUUAUGAUAAUGGUCCACAGGAGGCUGCUGAGGGGAGGACGGCUCAUAAUAAUGGUUGGAAUGGUAUCAACCAAAUGGAAACCAUGCUGUUAAUAUAUUUGAUAUCAUUCCAUUGAUUCGGUUCCAGCCAUUACUAUGAGCCUGUCAUCCCCAAUUAAGGUGCCACCAACCUCCUCUGUAAUGGUUGCAAGAACCUACAGUUACAUUUGCACCAUGCAUUUCAAAAGGAAAGUAUAUAGCUUCAAACCUUUUUGGUAUUGUUCACUUUGUUAUCUAUCGGUACAAACAGGAGCAUUAGACUCUCACUCACUUGCUAUAAAUAUAUCAAAUAAAGGUGGAACAUUUCCAUCAAACAUUCUGUUUCUUUAGGAAUAAACCUUGUGAGAACCAUAUCUUGAUUGGAGUAAAAAGUGUAACCUUUAACAAAAUGUUUUUUCUAAAAAUGUGAAAUAAUUGUUUUUUUUCUCCAGUGCACUCAUUUUAAUAGCAGCGAUGGCCACUAAAUAUCUGUAUCAUAUGAAUCUACCACCAGACUCUGGAUUUUAUCAUGUUCAUUUUAGGCAAUUCUAUUUUAGUAUUUUACUUGUUUGUAUUUUAGUAUUUUUAUUGUUUGUGAAUCACAUAUGCCUUUUUGUAUUAACCAUUUUAUACUGUACAUCAUAUGAACAUUGUCACUGAUGAGGACUGAUGUUUUCUGAAUACAGUCAGCAAUUUGUAUUUUAAUGUUAAAUGUUAUGAGCCUGAAUGAAUAUUUGCAGCGUGUAAUAUUUGUCAAAGAAAUGGCCUUUACCACUCAAAUGAUUUGAUUUCAAUUUGAAAACAGAUGUAAAAAUACAAAAAUUGAUAUGUGACCAACAUAAAAAAUAUGAAUGUUUAAAGUUCAAGUGAGAUUAUCUUACCCAAUGCAUGUACAUGAACAUCCACAGUACAGUGCUUGGUCAGAAAGAUUACUAGUCCAGAGGGCGAUACAUAAACCCUGUUGGAAAAUCAAGUGUACCAAAGUAUUUUUGUCUAACGUCUGUCCUUCUUUAAGAUGCUCAUUGCAUCAUCUCUCCCUAGAUUGAAAAUAAACUUAUUUUUCUUUA